Molecule: messenger RNA, 723 nt
Organism: Ilex paraguariensis (yerba mate)
Lineage: Eukaryota; Viridiplantae; Streptophyta; Magnoliopsida; Aquifoliales; Aquifoliaceae
Source: the annotation of a GenBank genome assembly
AUGGGAAAGGGUUUGUUGCCUGAUACACGUGAGCUAGCUGCAACGGGUGCAAAGUCAUUGACGAUUGGGAAAUGUGAUGUUGCAUUGGAGCUUGGUGCAAGGCUGAAUUGGUUGUUGCAUUUAGGGAAACCUCCAAAUGAAGAGGCAAAGGAAAAUGUGUCAAGAAUGGAGGCACAAUUGGCUAAGGAUGUUCGGCCAUUUAAUUUUAUGACACCAAUGAGGAUAAUUAGGGAUGCGAUUUUGGUGUCUAAGGGGGCGAACACAAUCAAUGUUGGUCGGGUUGUGUUGAUUCAGACGGAGCCGAGGAAUGGUCUGAGAUAUUGCAUUGCUGCGGCAGUAGCUUCACCUGGUCGGCUUGUGGUUUCUAUUGAAGGGGACUCUGGAUUUGGGUUUAGUGCCAUGGAAGUUAAGUCAUCUCCCUCGCCAACCGCUCUAUCCCCCUUUGAAUCCGAUUCAUCGCCUUACACAACGAGCAAUCAAUCAUACGGGUACGCCGCCCCAACAUAUGGGUACCUCACCGGUCGGCUGGGAAUCCUCCUUAGCGUCUCCAGCACUGUUGCGUCCAUGGCCUUGCGGGUCUUUCCAACGCCACCGUUAACUCCUGGCCCAUGGUCAUCAUCUCUGACUCCUGCAAUUAAAAAGACUCCGACCGCGAUGAUUUUCAAGAACUCGAUCAAAUCGCAUCAGUUAAACCCUUCUCGAGAUUUGCCACAAAAGCCAUGA